Molecule: messenger RNA, 1739 nt
Organism: Phragmites australis (common reed)
Lineage: Eukaryota; Viridiplantae; Streptophyta; Magnoliopsida; Poales; Poaceae
Product: protein FLX-like 4
Exons: 5
Coding region: 368-1585 (405 amino acids)
Source: RefSeq, a predicted model, not a curated record
CACUUAUCUGUACCGAAAAACCAUCCCUCACCCGGUCACCCCCACAGCCCUAACCGCCGCCACCAACAAUUCCUUACCUCUCUCACUCUCCGGUCUCAAAUCUACUCAUCGCCGGCGGCCGCGGCCGGCCACGCGCCUACGCGCGAGAAGCUGGAACAAGCCGCCGGAUCCGGGCCGCCGGCAUCGAAGCCACCGCGCUGCUCGAACUGCGCCGCUGCUGAGACUCCGAAUCAUUGAGCUGGGGCCCCUUCUUCUCCUUCCACGCCAACGAAGCUCCAUCGCCUAGGAGCGAGACCACGGAGGUGCAGCCGCUUGCGGGAGAUCGGCAAUUGCCGCUGCAGACUCGACGCCCCACUCGGACAGGAUAAUGUCUCAUCGUGAACACCUAGAUGGACUGAGUGCCCAAGCUCCAGGUCUGAUGCGCCAUGGUUCCUUCGCUGCAGCCAGCUUCUCUAGCCGCUCACCUUUGGACUCUUCGGCCACACUGGAGAUGCUGGAGAGCAAGCUAGCCAUGCAGACUGCAGAGGUAGAAAAGCUUAUCAGGGAGAAUCAGCGGUUAGCAAAAAGCCAUGUGGUCUUGAGACAGGACAUAGUUGAUACUGAGAAAGAGAUGCAAAUGAUUCGCGCCCACCUAGGUGAAGUUCAGGCAGAGACUGAUUUGCAAAUUAGAGAUUUGUGGGAGAGAAUCAGAUUAAUGGAUGCAGACAUACAUAGUGGUGAUGCAGUGAAGAAGGAGCUUCACCAAGUGCAUAUGGAGGCAAAGAGACUUAUUACUGAAAGGCAAAUGCUAACCCUUGAGAUAGAGAAUAUGACCAAAGAACGACAGAAACUCUCUGCAUCUGGUGACAAUAAAAGCCUUCCUGAGUUGCUUGCUGAGCUAGAUGGGCUACGGAAAGAGCAUCAUAGUCUACGAUCUCAAUUUGAAUUUGAGAAAAAUACAAACAUCAAGCAAGUUGAGCAGAUGCAGACAAUGGAAAUGAACCUGAUAACCAUGACUAAACAGGCUGAGAAGCUACGUGCUGAUGUGGCCAAUACCGAAAGGCGGGCACAGGCAGCACAGGCAGCAGCUGCGGCUCAGGCGUCUGGUGCACAGGUGACACUGUCACAGCCUGGGACUGCACAAGCUACAGCUGUGUCAGCGGCCACAAACCCAUAUGCAAGUGCAUAUGCCAAUUACCCCUCCACAUAUCAGCCUGGAACCCAGGCUGCGGCAUAUCAGCAGGGAACCCAGGCUGGGGCAUACACAUACACGACAGCUUAUGAUGCUGCUUCUGCUUAUCAGAUGCAUGCUGCACAAGCUAACGCAUAUGCAGGUUAUUCUGGCUAUCCAGUUCCAGGUUAUGCGCAAAGUGCCGUGCCUAGUUAUCCUGCUGGCUACACUGUGCCUCCGAACCCAGUAAGCAGCUGUGCAGCUACGGAUGUUGCAAGCUUGUAUGGUGCAGUUGGUAGCGCUGGAUAUCCUGCUGGGCAAGUUCAGUCGAGCAGUGGCACUGCAAAUGCAGGGCAAGCACCACCACCACCAUCAGCGCCUUAUCCUGGCGCAUAUGACCCAACCAGAGGAGCCCAGAGAUCCGCUCACAGAUAGCUUUGUUGACAUCAUCGACGAGAUGAUGCAUGCCUCAACUGUCGAUACUUGAAUUGAUUGGUGUAACUAUUGGUGAAGGAUGGCUCGAUCAGCAAUGUGGGCAUGGCAUUGCUAAAGAUCACACAAAGAAAAAAAAAACAUUGUGGCGUUGUCA